Messenger RNA from Rhinichthys klamathensis goyatoka, 1315 nucleotides. RefSeq lists its product as uncharacterized. The transcript has 2 exons. Gene Ontology annotation, molecular function: GTP binding; ATP hydrolysis activity; protein binding. The record is from RefSeq and is a predicted model, not a curated record. NCBI's taxonomy places the organism in Eukaryota, Metazoa, Chordata, Actinopteri, Cypriniformes, Leuciscidae. Bases 59 to 1315 code for a protein of 418 amino acids.
GUGCUGAUGACGUUAUAUAGCAGUCAAAGCAGUAAAUUUAUGGUUUCCCUAAAAUACCAUGAAAAUAAUCCAGGUUCCUGCAUUCUUCUGUAUAAAAAUGGAUGUAAUGAAGCUGUUUGCUUCACUUCUCCAUCAAAACCAGACUGUCCGAUCAUUAAAGAUUAAAGAUAUCAGAUAUAGACAAGUGGAUUUGAAAGUGUCUCCACCGGGUCCUGAUACAGAGGAGCUCAAAUUACUGUACAAAAUGAAGGAAGAGAAAGACUGGACAUCUCAAACUGUGUCAAAGAACCAGAAAACAGUUACUCUGACUGAUUUCAGACCAGAUACUGAGUACAAUAUUAAAUGUGCAGCGGUGGGAAAACUCAACUACAUCAGUGAAUCUGAUGUCAUCACAAUUAUCAUAAAGAACAAAAAUGAUCUCAUCAAGAAAAGCAUCUUAAUUGAAGAUGGAAAUCCUGCUCGAUAUCGUCUGCAAAGAAAGACAGACAAUAUUGAUCAAUCUGAACCAUAUAGAAAAAUGACUUUUGGAGAGAGAGACAAAACCAAACCCCAUAAAACCAUUCUGAUAGUGGGAGAAACAGGAACAGGAAAAACAACCCUGAUCAACACUAUGAUCAACUACAUGUUAGAUGUUCAGAGAGAAGACAAGGUUUGGUUUGAGAUCACAGAUGAUCAGAGCGACCGAACAUCAGUUCACAGUCAGACCUCCAGCAUCACUGUUUAUGGGUUUUAUCCACAAGAGAGUAAAACUGAUCUAACAAUCAUCGACACACCAGGAUAUGGAGACACUCGUGGAGUUGAGAAAGAUAAAGAGAUCGCUGAGAGUUUCCUUAGCUUAAUUCAAUCUGCAGGAAUCAAUGAAAUAGACGCAGUGUGUCUGGUGAUUAAAGCAUCACAGAAUCGACUCUCUGACAGACAGAUGUACAUAUUUGAUGCUGUUCAGUCUUUGUUAGGAAGUAAUAUUGAUGAAAGACAAUAUUUUCUCUUCACACACUCAUCUGGAGCUCGACCUAAAUCUGCUUUGACGGCUGUUAAAAAGGCUAAAAUCAAGUGUGCAGUGAAUGAACAGAAUCAGCCGGUGUAUUUCCUGUUUAACAACUGUCAGUCAGAAGCUGAUGAUGAAGAAGAUGAAAUGAUACAGGAUCAAUCAUGGAAUCUCAGUUUUAGAGGAAUGGCAGGAUUGUUCAAGUUUCUCUACACAAUACAACCGAAAUCCCUGAAGAUGACUCAAGAUGUGUUGCAGAUACGGAAACAGCUGGAGGCAAAUAUUUCAUCUAAAAGCACGAGUUCAAAUGACAGAACUAAAGCUAAAUGA